CCCUGUCUCUUGGUUUAGGUGUUCAACAACAUCUUGCACAAGUGUGGUUUGCAGUGUGAAGGAGCCUCUGCUGAGCCUCAGAAGCUGGAAGAGAAAGUCAGUGUGACUGCAGGGAACAUGCCCCUCCAGGAGCUGAAGGACAUUGUGCUGUAUUUAUGUGACACCUGCACAACACUCUGGGCCUUUCUUGAUGUCUUCCCCUUGGCUUGCCAGACCUUCCAAAAACACGAGUUUUGUUACAGGUUAGCUUCAUUUUAUGAGCUGACAAUUCCUGAGCUGGAAUCUGCAAUCAAGAAGAGGCAUUAUGAGGAUAACAGUGUUUUUGCUGAUUUGUGGAGGAGGAUUUCACAUUCCAGGAAGAAGAUGAUAGAAGCUUUUCACAUCCUAAUAAACCAAGUCUGUCUGCAGCCCAUCUUGGAGAGCAGCUGUGAGAAUAUUCAGCCAUUUAUUGAGGAAUUUCUACAGAUCUUCACCUCAGUGCUUCAGGAGAGGAGAUUUCUCCGUGACUACGACGAGCUGUUCCCCGUUGAGGACGAUGUCAGUCUGCUCCAGCAGGCAUCCUCCACUCUAGACGAGACCAGGACAGCCUAUAUCCUCCAGGCAGUGGAAAGUGCCUGGGAAGGGGUGGACAGGAAGAAAGGACAGGUUGUGAAAGAUCCAGCAGCAGCAGCAGCAUCUACUGGAGCAUCAGCAGUAGUGGAAAGCUCUGCUGAGGACAGGGAGGAUCCAGGAGCUGCCUGUGCACCGGGGGAUGAGUGUGCUGGUGCAGCGGCCGCGCCCGUCGCCCGCGUGUCCGGCGUGGAGCUGGACUCCCUCAUCUCCCAGGUGAAGGACCUGCUGCCUGACCUCGGGGAGGGAUUCAUCCUGGCCUGCCUGGAGGAGUAUGGAUACAACACAGAGCAGGUGAUCAACAACAUUCUGGAAGAUAAGCUGGUGCCACACUUGGACAAGCUGGACCGAAGGAUGCAGAGGCAGCUGAAGCCAGACCCUACUCCCCUGGUCACCUCCCGCUGUAAUGUUUUCCAGAAUGAUGAGUUUGAUGUUUUCAGCAGGGACUCAGUGGAUGUGUCUCGGAUACAGAAAGGCAAGAGGAGGGAGAAGGACACGACCAGGAGCCUGGUGAACGACAAGAGCCUGGUGCUGGAGCAGAGGGAGAGGUACAGCCAGUACAGUGUGGUGGUGGAGGAGCUGCCCCUGGGCCCGGGGCAGGCCCAGCCCUACGGGGACUACGAGGACGAGUACGACGACACCUACGACGGCAACCAAGUGGGGGCCAACGACGCCGACUCGGACGAUGAGCUCAUCAGCAGGAGGCCGUUCACAAUUCCUCAGGUCCUCAGGCCUAAGGGACAGGAGGAGGGACAGGAGGAGGAGGAAGAGGAUGAAGAGGAGGAGGAGGAGGAAGCUGAAAAGGAAAGAACAAAGGACCACUUUGUGCAGGACCCCGCUGUCCUGCGGGAGAGGGCCGAGGCCAGGCGCCAGGCCUUCCUGGCGAGGAAGGGGUACAAGCAUGACAGCUCUGCCGUUGUUGGGAAUGCCAAGGGCCACGGGCAGAACCGGGAGACGGUGCAGGAGCGGAGGAAGAAGGAGGCGAACAAAAGCACCAGGGCCAACCACAACCGUCGGGCCAUGGCCGACAGGAAGCGCAGCAAGGGCAUGAUCCCCUCCUGAGGGACUCCUGGCCGGGGGUGGCACCGUCCCCAGCCUCCUGCUCGGGAGUUUGGCUCAGUGUCCUCGGCAUUCCCUGUGCUCAGGGGGCUGGAUGUCCUGGUUCAACACCUGGCACUGCAGCUCGCGUGGAGCGGCGUUCCCUGUGGGAGCGCUGCCUGUUCCCGGGAAGGAGCAGGCCCUGAGUCUCCUCAGUUCACAGACACACACGUGUGUGCUGGUGGCUGCACCCAAUACACCGGACAGGCUGCACCAGCCCCUCCUUCCCUUUUGUACUAUUUAUAAUUCGCAGAGUUUUAUUUUCAUACUGAUCCCUGUGCCCUCCCUGGUGCUCCCGGGGGCUCCGUGGCCUCCCUGGGACAGCCCCCAGCUCUCUGCUCCACUGAAAUGCCUUAUCCUGAACUGGAAUCAUAGAAUAUCCCAAGGAAGGGACCCACAAGGGCCAUCCAGUCCAGCUCCUGUCCCUGCACAGACACCCCAACA
This is a messenger RNA of Lepidothrix coronata (blue-crowned manakin), 2151 nucleotides long. RefSeq names its product activating signal cointegrator 1 complex subunit 2 (gene ASCC2). Gene Ontology annotation, biological process: regulation of DNA-templated transcription. Bases 118 to 1671 code for a protein of 517 amino acids. Gene Ontology annotation, molecular function: ubiquitin binding. NCBI's taxonomy places the organism in Eukaryota, Metazoa, Chordata, Aves, Passeriformes, Pipridae. The record is from RefSeq and is a predicted model, not a curated record. The transcript has 13 exons.